AUGCAUACGGACUGGGUGAAUGAUAUUGCCCUUUGCGACAGUGGGAGGCUCGUUGUCUCGGCAUCUUCCGAUCGUACCGUCAAACUCUGGAGCACUCGCGAAAACGGCACUUUCAACAAUGCGCGCACGAUUGGGUGGCACACAGACUAUGUCAAAUCCCUAGCAUCGGCACAGAAGGCUGGAUGGGUUGCCAGCGGUGGAUUGGAUAAAAAAAUCAACAUCUGGGAUAUUGAGCGUUGCCAGGCAACAUUGACUGCCCAUGCCCGUAACGACCCACUCGAUGAAGCAGCGACAAUUGGUCAUGCUGCUACCAAGGCCUCUAUUUAUGCAAUGGCUGUCAAUCCUUCGGGAACGAUGAUGGCAACGGGAUCACCAGAUAAGGUGGUGCGCUUAUGGGAUCCUCGAUCUGCUAAACAAAUCGGAAAACUGACGGGGCAUACGGAUAACAUUCGUGCUCUUUUGAUAAGCCAUGACGGUACCCAUAUUUUAUCUGGUUCAUCAGAUUCCACAAUUAAGCUUUGGUCUGCUCGAGCACAGCGAUGCUUGGCAACAUACGAAACUCACAACGACUCUGUCUGGUCAUUGUUUUCAGAUGAUCCAGAAUUGCGUACCUUUUAUGCCGGUUCGCGGGAUGGUUUGGUUACUAGAACCGAAGUAUCUGGUCAUGGUGAUAUGGAUACGCCUGAUGAAAGCGAGUGUAUUGGAUUGUUCAAGGAAAAAUCUGGCGUAGCAAAGAUUGCAGUGUUCAACGAUACCUAUGUAUGGACAGCGACAUCGAGCUCUGAUAUUAAUCGUUGGCUCUCAAUUCCGUCCCGAGGAUCAAGACAGCUGUUGACCCGUUCUGCAUACAAUGCAGAGAUCCCGCUGUCAGCCUCUGCGAAACUACCUCCUCCAAUGCCAGGCUUCCAUUCUCAAUAUGCAGAGCCUUUCUUAGGAAGCGACAACCUUACCUUAUAUGCGCGAUCCGUUAUGUCGAUCCCUAUCAGUUAUCACGAAGACGAUGAGGCAUCCGAUGAAUCGAUACAGCCAUUAAGAAGUGCGCCUGAUUGUGUAAUUGAAGGAAAACCUGGUAUCUCAACCCAUCUGGUACUACAGAACAGGCGGCAUAUCCUCACGAAAGACACGAAUGGCGAAGCGAUUACGGUGCAAUUGGAUGGAUAUACUUUUUUUGACUGUGAAAUGUACGCCGAUGAGAUAGAAUUGCCAGUGUUUUAUGAAGUUCGUGAGGAUCAAAGGAUUAAUCUUGGUAAAUGGGUGCUGGUUCAUCUAUUUGCCGAGUUUCUUGGAAGAGCAGCAGAGCUUCACGAAAAAGAAGAACAGAAAAUCCAGUAUGAAGCUCUGGACACACCUAUAUCACAAAGCAUUCGUCCUGUAGAAACUCCACAACAGCAACAGCAACAACAACAACCAGCAAAGGCUGCUGCUACUGCCAGGAGAUCUCCUCCUGAUCGUAAUAUUCCUAAACCACCACUGACCGCCAUCACUACCAACAUAGAUAGUUCGCCUUUCCAUCCAAAUUCUCCAGGCUCACCUAGUACCAAUUUAUAUAAAGGUCCAUUUACAGCACCGCCUACCACUAAUUCACAGCACGAUUAUUUCUCGGGAGCGCAUCAUCAAACAACAGCAACAGCAGCACCAGCGGGUGAUCAUCACCAUCAUCAACCCCCACACUCACCUGUACAGCCUCCCCCACCCGCUGCACUGUCGCACACACCCACAUCACCCACAUCACCGACAAGCUCGAACUUUAUCAAUAGGCUAAAGCAUCUAUCAGUAAAAGCAAAGAUAUCAAGGCCGUCUUCCGGAGAUGAAGCUUCACACGAUGAUGGUGAAAAGUCGUCGACAUCCAACCACCACGAGAUACCAAACCAUCAACAUUCCAAUGAAGACGAUUCAGUGGGUGGAGCAUCAUCAUCAUCAGCGACAACAGGAGCAGGGAAGGUUUCUAAGACGUAUAAUAAGCAGACAGAUGAAAAUGGAAAAAGCUCAUACACUCCUCCUUCAUUGAGUGAUUUUCCUCCUUUACCUAUUCCUCGCUCCACGACAAUCAUCAUUGCCGAAGAAAGCGCAGAGGCAUCGACUGGCAUGGAUUUGUAUCGUGGCACAGUCGGUUCUGCAGGAGUGGAUGCAGAAGUAAUAGCACGUUCUGCUCCAUCAUGGCUGCUUGAUUACCUAUAUCAUAACAAGGUGCCGAUCAAGGAUACUGUCAAGUUGACGUUUUCACUGAAGCCAUACACUGGAUCCAAACUGGCAGACCUGCCCGGCGGGUAA
This is a messenger RNA of Zychaea mexicana, 2271 nucleotides long. Its product is annotated as WD40-repeat-containing domain protein. Lineage: Eukaryota; Fungi; Mucoromycota; Mucoromycetes; Mucorales; Lichtheimiaceae. Gene Ontology annotation, molecular function: ubiquitin binding. The record is from RefSeq and is a predicted model, not a curated record. Gene Ontology annotation, biological process: protein deubiquitination; double-strand break repair via homologous recombination. The coding region runs from base 1 to 2271 and encodes 756 amino acids. The transcript is spliced from 10 exons.